This is a messenger RNA of Symbiodinium sp. CCMP2592, 2031 nucleotides long. NCBI's taxonomy places the organism in Eukaryota, Dinophyceae, Suessiales, Symbiodiniaceae. The record is from the annotation of a GenBank genome assembly.
AUGCUGCUGAGCGCGGAUGACAACCUCGCUGCAUUUCAGCUGGUCGAGGUUUUGCUCAGUGCAGUGAUGCCGAGAUUGAUGUUCAAUCCCAACCUCCUUGGGAUUCCGACUCUUGAAUGGGCACUGAUGCAAGUUGAUAUGACCUUGAGCCAAUGCAAUGCGGCAGCUUGGGUGAUUAAGAAGAGCCUGAACCUCCACAGUCGUUUGCAGGGCCGAUCGAAGACCCGACGGGAUGAUGAAGUUCAGGAACUGUUCGAUUGCAUCAUUAGUGGCAGCUUUCCUGUCGGUGUUCCGAAUGACAUAGCCCUCACAAAGGCAUCGAUAGGCAAGGCUCCGGUUCGCAAGAGAUUGCGAUUGAAUACAAAGACAACCCCUAUCAUCCCGAGCCCAGCCACGACUCCAAGCCCAGCUACGACUCCAAGCCCAGCUACGAAUACUUCUGGCACCUCGGAGACUGCGGCCCAAGACGUGACGGUGGCUGAGGUUAGUGUUGGUUGCUGUGAGCUUCCGGCAGAGGGUGAGGUUAGUGUUGCUGGCUGUGAGCUUCCGCCAGAAGACAUGCCUGUUGACUGCGAUGCAGAGGGUGAGGUUAGUGUUCCCGGCUGUGAGCUUCCGCCCGAAGACAUGCCCGUCGACCGCAAUGCAGAGGGUGAGGUUAGUGUUCCCGGCUCAGAGGCAUUGGGACAGGUUCCUUCAGCCCUUUUUGAGGGCGACGGUGUACUUCGUAUGGUGGACCUGGUGUCUGAGAGUGAGGAAGAGCAAGGUUCGAGAGAUCAGGGUUCGACCGUGGAGCCGACUACGAUUGCGCCGACGAAAGCAGAUGUGGAAGCUGCACGGGCCAACUCGUCGCAGACUGUGCGAGGUGCAGAGAUUGUUUUGUUAUCGAUUGGGCCCGAGGAUUCCUUCAUUGAGAUUGGCGACAGCGACAACGAGGUCAUGGGCGAUGAUGCUCCCCCGAGCACCUCCACUGAUGACGUGGAGCCACGGGACUCGAGUGCCAAGGUCGAGCCGGUUGGUGCUGGUGUUGCAAGCUUGGCUGCACCUGUGGCCACGGAAAGGGUUGCAGCAAAAGCUGUGCCUGCGGCUGCGACAGGGUUGGCGGGUGAGCCGUUGGAUCCUGUCGUUGUCGCAAGAUAUGACAAGUUCUGGUCCAAGUAUGUUUGCAAAGAUGGUGAUAUUUGGAAGAAUGUAGAUGGACCCGAGGAUGAGGAAAGCAAGGCCAAGCUGAGAAGCUUGGGCCUGUGGCGGCCAAACUUGGCUCUUGACCUUUCUAAGACCGGUGCUGAGGGCGAGGAUGCAGGAUUUUUGGCCAGGUCACAGCAGCGACAGUUGAAACAGAAGAAAACCGAUGCAAACAAAGCUGCAGCUGACAAAGAUGAUGAGAUGAUGCCUGCAAAGGAGACGGAUGCAAUCGUGCCAGCUUCAGCCCCCGGCUCUGAGAAGGAUCCGAUUGACACACUCGCAGUGGCCCCUUGCUCGGAGAAGAAGCAGGAUGAUGAGAACUUGAAGCGGAAGUGUAAGAAGCGGAAGACCAAGAAUGAUCCCGACUACAUUCCAUCCUUCGCUGGAAGACCCCGACCUAAGAGAGAGAGAACAAGAGCUGUGUGGGAGGCCUUGAGGGAUGCCUUUCACGCCAUCAUCCGCCCUCGCAUUGUGCAUCCUUCCUCGCACGAGGACAUGAGUGCCUGCUUGAUGUCAUGGCUUCGUGAUCCCUUUUGGAAGAAGGCAAAGCCUGUCUUGGACAUCAUGAUGGAGCCAGAGCCGAAGGAUCUCAUGAAGGCGGCCGGCGACGAAGCACACAGCUACCUGCUGGAGGUGGGGAGGACAUUUUGUGGGGUCUGCCAUGGGCGGCGAUUGGAGUUGGCAUGCCACGUGGCUCCCAAAGGCUUCUGGAAAGCCUUUCAAAGUCGAAGGACUCUAGCUGGCCUGGCUUGUUUAUACGUUCUUGCGAUUCCUGAAUGGUCUGUGGUGCAGACAGAUCGUUGCCGGCCCGUUUCGCAGAGGUCUUGUGCUGCCUGUGUUGCCAUUUAG